AUGAUGGAGCCGGAUACAGCCAGUCGCUUGAAGGAGCGGAAAUCGAACAAACUGAAGGACUAUACAGUGAUGACAGGGCCUUUAGGAGUGACACAUCUGCUCUUAUUCUCAAAGUCCAGUAUAGGAAAUACCAGCCUUCGCCUUGCACUUGCUCCUCGUGGACCUACUCUUCACUUUAGGAUAGAAAAUUAUUCCCUAUGCAAAGACGUCAUCAAGGCGUUAAAACAUCCAAAGGGAUCGGACAAGCUCCAUCGAACUCAUCCAUUGCUAGUAAUGAAUAACUUCAUGUCUCCGAGAACAGAUGAUGAACCAUCCUCCUCGAAAGUCGUCCCUAAACACCUCGAAUCCCUUACGACUACUGUUUUCCAGUCUCUUUUUCCCCCUAUUUCUCCCCAAACCACAACAUUUUCUUCAAUUCGUCGCAUCAUCCUGUUAAAUAGGGAACUGUCCCCAGAUCAAACAGAGAAUGGCUCAUAUGUCAUAAAUCUUCGCCAUUAUGCCAUCACCACCAAAAGGAUCGGCAUACCGAAACGAAUACGGCGCCUUGAUCCCAAGGAACAACGGCAUAGGGACCGAAAGACGGCGGUUCUCCCAAACCUUGGAAAACUAGAUGAUGUGGCAGAUUAUCUCCUCGACCCAUCAGCUGCUGGAUAUACCUCUGCUAGCGAAACUGAGCUGGACACUGAUGCUGAAGUCGAGGUGAUGGAAACAACGGCCAAAAAAGUUCUGAAUAAGCGCCAAAUACAACGUAUGAAGGAGGGCGAUAAAAAGCCAUCGACUUCAUCGGAUCCUAAUGUCGAAAAAAGGGCAGUGAAAUUGGUAGAAUUGGGUCCACGGAUGAAAUUGAAAUUGACCAAGGUCGAAGAGGGGUUGUGUAGUGGAAAAGUUUUGUGGCAUCAUAUUCUGACCAAGUCGGAGGAAGAGACUCGACAACUGGAUGAGGCCUGGGAGAAAAAGCGCAGGGAGAAAGAGCAGAGACGAAAAGAGCAGAAGGAAUCUAUUGAAAGGAAGCGGAAAGAAAGAGGCAAGGGGGCAAAGGAUAUAGAUAAAGAGGAUGAGGAUGAGGAUCUCGAUGAAUAUUGGGACAGCGAGGAUUUCGACGACGUUGAUGAAGAGAUGGAAGACGCACCUGAUGAUAGUUAG
Molecule: messenger RNA, 1143 nt
Organism: Histoplasma mississippiense
Lineage: Eukaryota; Fungi; Ascomycota; Eurotiomycetes; Onygenales; Ajellomycetaceae
Exons: 2
Coding region: 1-1143 (380 amino acids)
Biological process (GO): rRNA processing; ribosomal large subunit assembly
Cellular component (GO): preribosome, large subunit precursor
Molecular function (GO): rRNA binding
Source: RefSeq, a predicted model, not a curated record